AUGAAAGGACCUCGAGGUGGACUGGCCUCGAGGCCACUGUUGUAUCUUUUCUUAUUCGUCUGUCUCACCAGUUUGCUGGUUGGUCAUGUUGCAGCGCAAAGAGACAACACCGAUGCUCCCAGUGUACCGAAUUCAAGGCCUCAACCCACGAGAGCGCCCGAAACCGACCGUCCCAGCCCACCAAGGGAAACGGACAGACCUCUGCCUCCUCCUCCCGCUGAGACAGAUGACGACGACGAUGAUAAUAACAGGCCUACGACUGCCGCUCCGCCACCCGCAAGACCAACCCCAUCGGCAACCCAAUCCCCCCCUACCCAGUCUCGGACGCCCGACAACCUCCCGGGCCUGUCUGAAUCAGAAACCUCGUCCACUACUACCACCUCUGAGAGCACAAGAACGGGUGCUAGCCCGACCUUCACGCUUCCUUCACUUACUGGAGGUCCAGUGAUUCCAACGCCACAGAUUCCUCCCAAAGAAGGUGCUCCAUACCUCAAAAAGUCGGAUUUGCCAGAGGGUACGAUUUUCAUUGCGGUGGGUGCCGCGUUGGGAUUCUUUGCCGUUGCCGUGGUCGCAUGGCGACUCCUUGUCGCUUGGUCCAUCAACCGAUCCGUGCGACGCGCCACAAACAACUCACAUCCUUCCGAUGCAACCGCCCUCUUAAACCCGAACACCCGAAAAUCAAGAGUGUACCAAAACCCGGCCGGAGCUCCUAUCUCACGGGAGAAGGUCAGCAAAGAUCGCCAUUCUCGCGUUGGACCAUCUCAUACCCCGAAUCAGAGCCUUUUCUUUUCACCAACGGCCGGCGCUAGUAUGCACACGCCUGGCAACAGAGGUUCUGGUUAUCUACCUGCUGGAUACUAUUCUGCGAGCAGCGCGGCCCCUGGAGGAGGAGCGGGUUUGGCACAUCUCAGCACUUCUUCCAUUGGACUAUCGCCUUUGGGUCCCCAGGCUCAAGGCUAUUCACGUACGAGAUCAGGACCUAGCCCGCCAGGGUCUCCCGGCCUACCACCUAGUAGCCGUGGCCAUGAUCAGGCUCAUCCGUCUACGAGCUCUUUGAACCUGUCCACUGCUCCGCAGGGUAGAGCUCCAAGCGCGUACUUGGAAGAUCUUUUUGAAAACCAUCCACCAGGGAGAUAA
Molecule: messenger RNA, 1137 nt
Organism: Uncinocarpus reesii 1704
Lineage: Eukaryota; Fungi; Ascomycota; Eurotiomycetes; Onygenales; Onygenaceae
Exons: 1
Coding region: 1-1137 (378 amino acids)
Cellular component (GO): fungal-type vacuole
Source: RefSeq, a predicted model, not a curated record